CGACCAGAUAGAUAAUCAAUUGCAUUGUCAAUCUCACUACCAUCCCUAAGGCAUAAACAAACCUUUCUCCGAUAUACCCCUCCUAGGGACCAACCCACCAUGACCACCCAGACCCCCACCUCGGACCUCGAUCUCCAGUCGCGCCGAGAAGCCGACUUCCAGCGCUUCAAAACCCUCUCCGCAUACACCUUCCUCGUCGCCUCCCCAAUCCUGAUCGCGCUACCCCCCCGGAAACUUGAUAAUCUUACUGUUCUUCUCACGGGUGCAUUCUGCAUCUCCGCCAACCACCUCACCCGCGAACACACCGGACGGAGUCUUCUGGAUCGGAUCAAGGCGCGAAUUGCAAGGAAUCCCUUUGCAGCAGUAUCGGAAAUGCCUAGUCAGCGGGCGCUGGAGAUCCAGGAGAGAUUGCGGGCGGCGAGGGAGGCACAGAUUCAGACUGCGGUUGGGGAGGAAUUGGAGAAGUUGAAGGCCAGGCAAGCGCAGGAGAAGCCGGCUCUGGAGAAGAUUUGGAUGGGCGGGGAAACAGAGGAUUGGAAGGAAAGGAGAUUGAGAAAGGAACAGCAAAUGUUGGAUGAGGGGAAGGGGUAUGGCGAUUUGAUCAAGGAUCAUAUUUGGGACGUGUGGACUUGGGGCCAGAACAAAGAGGAGGAGAAGGGCUCCAAGGACGGAGAGUAAUGGUGGCCUUGAUAUUGGCCACUAUUGGACGGGUCUGGAGCGAGCGACAAUUCUUCGAUGUAUAGUAUGUAAGGCGGCGUUCAUGGGGUGGGUUGGAUUUCUACGGUUGUUCUUUGUAUAGUACGCUUUAGCUUGUCAUUAAAAGUACGGAGUACUGUGCGAGAUAUAUUUCCGAUCCGAGUAUCUCGCGUUGCAAGUUCAAUUGCGAAGAAACAGCGACAU
This is a messenger RNA of Aspergillus ibericus CBS 121593, 900 nucleotides long. RefSeq lists its product as uncharacterized. Lineage: Eukaryota; Fungi; Ascomycota; Eurotiomycetes; Eurotiales; Aspergillaceae. The transcript has a single exon. The record is from RefSeq and is a predicted model, not a curated record. The coding region runs from base 100 to 678 and encodes 192 amino acids.